UUACGUCAUAGUAUGACGCUCAACGCAUGCGCCCUGGUGUUUUUUGGGGGGUCCACGUGUGAAGAAUGGCAGAGAAAGCUUUACUGGACCAAUCGCAGGUAAAGAAGGCCGUCCAAGCCCUGCAGGCCUUCCUAAAAAACAAAGCUAGUGGUGAAGCCCUGUUUCUGGAUGAGACUCAGCAUAUCAGCCUGCUCUUCACCCUGUGGAAGAUACCCAAAGAAGCCCAGACCAUACGCAUUCCCUUGCCCCAUGGUCAGCGGUCAGACACAGAAGAGAUUUGCCUCUUCACCAGAGAUGAGCCCAACAUGACCUCAGAGCAGACCCAGAGGUUUUAUAAGAAGCUUCUGCAGGAGAGAGGUGUCAAAAGCAUAUCAGAGAUCAUACCGUAUAAGGUCCUGAAGACGGAGUACAAACCAUACGAAGCCAAGCGCCGCCUGCUGGGAAACUUUGAUCUGUUCAUUUCUGAUGACCGCGUCCGCCGACUGCUGCCAUCGCACCUCGGGAAACAUUUCUACAAAAGUAAAAAAGAGCCGCUGUGCGUGAACCUGCAGAGCAAGCAUCUGGCCAGAGACAUCGAGAGGGUCGUCCAGGGGACCAGCCUGAAGGUUACCAACAAGGGCUGCUGCUGUAUGGCACGUGUUGCCCACUCGGCCAUGACUGCAGACGAGGUGACGGAAAACAUCGAGGCUGCCGUGCAGACAGUGGUGACCAAACUGCGCAUGAAAGGACCGGUGAUUAAACUCAUCCACAUUAAGAGUCAAACGUCGGUGGCUCUGCCUAUCUACACCUCAGACUUGGGCCAUCUCUCUGUCCUAGAGUCUAAACAAGCUCAGACGCCUAAAGACAAGGAAUCUGCAUCCACAAAGCAGACAAAGAAAAAUAAGACAGGGGACAAGAAGCAAGCAGAUACUACCGCAGAGGGCAAGGGGAAGGAGAAGAUGGUGAAGAAAAAUAAAGCAGCAGCUGAAGAGGAGGAGGAAGAAAUCCCACAGCUGGUUCCCAUAGAAACCCCUAUCAAAAAGCCUAAACUGGAGAAGCCGUCCAAAAAGAAGAAGCUGGAGAAAGCCCCCAAACCUGCAGCAGUGAAGAAAGGAACAAAAGCUCAGAGCAAACUGAUCAAGAAGACCGACUCCAAAGUAAAAAGAAAAGUACCUAAAGUGAAAUGAUCGUUAACGUGGACAUUGAAUUAUUUUUUUUUCUCUGUUCUUCUUUUUCCCUCUAGUUUUGUUGUAUUCUGUGAAUGUAAUGUUACUAUUUGAUGACAGUAGAGACAAAACUACUGCUCAUAAUGUGAUUCAAGCCCAUCUUGUGGUGAGUCAUCAUUCAGUGUCAGUGCCUUGGACUCGACCUAAUCAAGCAGCUAACCUGUGAAAGAUUCAGUUUUCAUAUACAGUGUUGGGGUUACGUGAUGUUGUAAUAAAGCCUGAACGCUGAAAUAUUUUGUCAUUAAAUGUUUAUGAAACUGGAGGAGUUUCAGGGGAGGGUGGAGCCUAUCCCAGCUACAAUAGGGCGGAGGUGAGGUACAUCCUGGACCAGUCACCUGCCUGACGUUGGUCUAAAGUGUGGUGCAUUAGUUUUCAUGUGUACCAUUGUCAAUACACCUGAUGGUUUUUGUGCAAUUUAUUGCAAAAAAUGUGCAGUUCUUUUAGGUUUUGUGGGUGAAAAAAUUACACAAACUCAUGUAUCAAAUACGAUACACAUGGUAUUGCAGGGUUAAGGGUUAUAGUUGGGUUAAUAUGAUUACUUUUUGCCACUGACAAAUGGAAAUGCAUUCAAAUUAUAUUUAUCUGAUUAAUAUGGGUUAUAAAAUUCAGCUUUAAUUGGAGAUGUUAAAACUUGUUGAAGAUUUAGAGCCAUUUUCUACUAAGAUUCAAGUUACAGACAUUUCACUAGUAACAGUGUUUGAGUCGUUUGUCAGUUAGGCUGGUGGGAGAUGUUGAUGAGUAUAAUUUUGACAAUAAUCCAAAAUGUGCUGAAAAAGGCACUCAGGAAGUUUUUGAAAAUUGUGGGGGGAAUAUUGUGCAGCAGGUCAUCUGUUGGUGCAUUUUACUUGUUGAAUGUGACGCUAACGGCAGUAAGAUCACAAAAGAGAAACCCCGCUGCUUGGUGAUGUCAGCAGAUUUAAUGCCUCAGGCAGUCAAUGCCUGCAAAGGAUUCAUGACAAGCUAAAAAUGAAGAUUUUAUGUACGGUGAUGCUAAUUUGCCCAAUUACAAUGACUUCCUGAAAGUAGAGGAGUGUGCACACAAAAAUGGAUUUAAUUCCUAUCAAACCCGAGUCUCCAUUUAAAAGCUAUAAUAAUAAAGCAAUGUGAAUAAAAAGCUUGAAUUUAACUGUUUGCCAACCUCAUAUUCAGAAUGUUUUUGCUAUCAUGUGCAGGCACAGCCUUGCUUAUUGUAAAUGAAUCACAGUUCUCAAAUAUGACAUUCAUUAGUUCUGAAAGGUGUUUUUUUUAAUUCCUCUAAUAUUUGGUAACUUGCAAAG
Messenger RNA from Pelmatolapia mariae (spotted tilapia), 2482 nucleotides. It is a transcript of the gene rsl1d1, whose product is annotated as ribosomal L1 domain containing 1. NCBI's taxonomy places the organism in Eukaryota, Metazoa, Chordata, Actinopteri, Cichliformes, Cichlidae. The transcript has 9 exons. The record is from RefSeq and is a predicted model, not a curated record. The coding region runs from base 66 to 1166 and encodes 366 amino acids.